GUGGGGUCGGCUAUAAAGCGUCCCCGCGGCGCUGGCUCGGGGCGGGCGGUGAGGAUGCGGCUGCCGGCGGCGCUGGCCCUGGCCCUGCUCCUCAGCAGUGCGGUGCCGGGGCACGGGCUGUCCCUGGAGAGCCUGCUGACCAACAUGAGGUGCAAGUGCAUCAAAUCCACCGCGCGCGUCAUCAGCCUGGGGCUGAUCCUCGCCAUCGACGUGACGCCGCCGGGCAUCCACUGCCGCAGGAAGGAGAUCAUCCUCACCCUGAAGAGAAACAGGAAGGUGUGCGUGGCCCCCGAGGCCGCCUGGAUCCAGCUGCUGCUGCACAAGCUGCUGCAGAGGAAUGCCACCAAAAAGGGGGCGGCGGGGCGGGCGGAGGAGCGGUGCUGCCCCCGCCCUGCCCCAGCUCUCCCCCCGUCCGCACACAGCAAUCAAUAACCGGCCGCAGUGAUUCAUUCCCAGCGCUGAGAUACCGUGCUUGCUCUGCUCCCGGCCCUGGGUGUUUUUGGCGGGGGGCAGGAGCUUUCCCAAGCUCCCCCCUCCAAAAACAAGGCUUUCCCCUCGUGCGCCCGGCAUUGCCCCCCGAUUCGGGCACCUGUGCUGUCCCUGUGCCUUUAAUAAAAGCAUGAACGUGCUUUCCCAUC
Columba livia (rock pigeon) is the source of this 638-nucleotide messenger RNA. Its product is annotated as C-X-C motif chemokine 13-like. Gene Ontology annotation, molecular function: chemokine activity. Lineage: Eukaryota; Metazoa; Chordata; Aves; Columbiformes; Columbidae. Gene Ontology annotation, biological process: defense response; chemotaxis; immune response. Gene Ontology annotation, cellular component: extracellular region. The record is from RefSeq and is a predicted model, not a curated record. The transcript has 4 exons. Bases 55 to 432 code for a protein of 125 amino acids.